AUGAUUAGAAAGAGUAGACAGGUGAGGUUCCUGUGGGACCCUCAGGUCAUUUCCACAACCAAAGAGCUACGUGGGGCUCAUUAUGAGGUGCUGAGAACCAUCGCUCGGGGGGCCUUUGCCCCCAUCAAGUUGGCCAGGCACCUGCUCACAGACUCCCUGGUGGCCGUGAAAAUCCUGAACAAGAUUGACAGUGAGUUCUUUAUGACAGAAGUGGACAUCCUAAAGUCUGUGGAGCACCAGAACAUCGUCAAGCUAUUCGAGGUGGUAGAGACAGAGGAGCGGAUGUAUUUAGUUAUGGAGUACCUAGAUGGAGACCUAGCGGACUAUGUGCAAAUGGUGGGCAGGAUGGAGGAGGAGCUGGCCAGACCAAUAUUUUGGCAGAUCUUGGGAGGGGUCAAAUAUUGCCAUGACCAUUGCAUUGCUCACAGGGACCUCAAGGCAGAAAAUGUCCUGCUGAACAGCAGAGGCAUAGCCAAGAUAUCUGACUUUGGAUUGAGUACACGGUUCCUGCCCCGGCAAGAGCUACAGAGAGUGUGCGGGACAAUGACCUACUGGCCGCCUGAGAUUUUCAAGCAUCAGAAAUACCAGGGCCCCAAGAUGGACGUCUGGAGCCUGGGUGUGCUACUCUACUAUAUUGUGAUGGGAGAACUGCCCUUUAAAGGCAGGUCGUGGGUAGUGCUGAAAGAGCAAGUGCCAGCCGGAAUAUUUAAAAUUCGAAAAGGUCUCUCCCCUGAGUUCCUAGGGGUUUUGUCAUACAUGAUGACGGCCAACCCUAAGUUAAGACCAUCUGUCUGGCAAGUAAUGUCCCACUCCUGGUUUGGAGAAAUUGAGGAAGAACCACCAAGUCUCAUUGAGACCGUUGAGAAGCAGCCAGACCCCACCAUUUUGCAGCUAAUGAACUCCUACUUAGGGAUUCCCCCAGAGGAGGUGCAGGCAGCCCUCUCUGGCAGGAUUUUCAAUGCUGCCAGCGCCACUUUCAAGAUUCUGCAAGACCAACAAGAGCAGGGCCAAGAAUUGACCUGUCUAGUGCGGCACCCCCUUCCUGGGCCUCCACCUUGUCCCUCCCCUGUGGACUCAUCCUGCCGAAACCUGCCCUUCAAGCGAGCCAGUGCUCCUGUGCGCCACCCUGCUGCUGGCCUGCCUGAUGAGCAGCAGGAGGAGGAGGGUGGCAGGAAGGGCACCAGGUCUGUCUGCCUCCCCUAUAUCCUCUGGAGCCCUAGCACAUCUGUAACAGAUGGGAAGACUGAGGGCAGCCAGUCUACCCCUGCUCCAGCAGCAGCAGCAAAGUCCAUCCCCACAGGCCAACCCAGGGAACUGACCUGCCCAGCCCCUGAGAAGCAGCAGCAGAUGGGCAAAAGGGCUGGUUCUCUCCCCAACAUCUUAUACAAUUUGUGGACAUGGAACACAGAGGGGGAGAGGGAUAUCAGCUCGGCUGCCCCACAUCUGGAACCUUCUGUUCAAGAGUGCAAGGACCCAGGGGAGACAGAAGAAAGAAGUGAGAUAGCCUCAGAAACAACUGUAGCAGAAACACCCAGCAGGGGCACAGAGGCAGUGAUGGGGCUCAGAGGCAGGCUUUGGAAAAGGCUGAAGAAGGUUGCCAAACGUUGCAGAAAAAUGUGCUGCUGCUGUCUUCCUGGUCGAGAACUCUAA
Molecule: messenger RNA, 1650 nt
Organism: Perognathus longimembris pacificus (Pacific pocket mouse)
Lineage: Eukaryota; Metazoa; Chordata; Mammalia; Rodentia; Heteromyidae
Product: sperm motility kinase 4A-like
Exons: 1
Coding region: 1-1650 (549 amino acids)
Biological process (GO): microtubule cytoskeleton organization; protein phosphorylation; intracellular signal transduction
Cellular component (GO): cytoplasm
Molecular function (GO): ATP binding; protein serine/threonine kinase activity; tau-protein kinase activity
Source: RefSeq, a predicted model, not a curated record